This is a messenger RNA of Scutellospora calospora, 1410 nucleotides long. The record is from the annotation of a GenBank genome assembly. Lineage: Eukaryota; Fungi; Glomeromycota; Glomeromycetes; Diversisporales; Gigasporaceae.
AUGCCGAGCCUUACGGGUGCCGCUGGUAUUCUAAAUCUCAUAAAAAUUAAAGUAGAAAGCUUUAAAAAAAACUUCAUGUCAAAAGACGACAUAGAAGCCGCUAAAAAAAAUACAAAUAAUUUUAUAGAAAUUUUGCAGUCUAAUAUGAAGCCCAAAAGAUAUAAACACUAUACCGAAUUUUUAAAACGUAUUAAUUAUCUUAUAAAGCAAGAAAAGAAAACUGGAAUAUGGUUCGCUAUUUUAGCAUCUUGGUAUAUUAUCAUUUCGGCAAUUAUCACGAUUAUAUCGACCAUCCAAAAAAAUCAAUACAAUGACUCUCAAAAUCAAUUUAAACAUCCAAAUAUAUUUAUGGUUGGAAGCAUCGUUACACUUGGAGCGUUAUGGCUUUUUAAUAUAAUCUUAGCCAAUUGUGAACGAUUCUUUGAACGAGUAUGCAAUAUUCAUUGGAAUACUGUAGAAGGUUUUGGUUUGGGGGGAGUUAUUUGGAAAUUUUGUUUAUUUAUAUUGUAUAUACCUAUAUUAUUUUUAUUUGCACCUUUGGCACUUUAUUAUUUUGUAAUGAGAAGAACUUAUUUAAUGCCCAACAGUAUUUAUGAUUAUUAUUUUGGUGAAAAUAAAUCCGAAAAACAUGAUGAAGUAACAUUUUUUGGAGAAGAAAUACCCAUUGAAAGUGAAAAUCCGGAAAAUAAAUCUUUGGACAACGACAAGAUUGAAAAUGAAAAUUCGGAAAAUAUAUCUUUGGACAAGAUUGAAAAUGAAAAUUUGGAAAAUUCUUUGGACAAUUAUUUAGAAACUUUAAAAGAAGAUAUUGAAAAUUCUUUGGACAAUUGUUUAGAAACUUUAAAAGAUAUUGAAAAUAAAAAUAAAAAUUCUUCGGACAAUUUUUUAGAAACUUUAAAAGAAGAUAUAAAUAAAAUUAUUAAAGAUAUUGAAAAUAAAAAUAAAAAUUCGGAAAAUUCUUCGGACAAGUUUUUAGAAAAAGAUUUAAAUAAAAUUAUUAAAGAUAUUGAAAAUAAAAAUAAAAAUUCGGAAAAUUCUUUGGACAAUUGUUUAGAAACUUUGAAAGAAGAUAUUGAAAAUAAAAAUAAAAAUUCGGAAAAUUCUUCAGACAAUUUUUUAGAAACUUUAAAAAAAGAUAUUAAUAAAAUUAUUAAAGAUAUUGAAAAUAAAAAUAAAAUUAUUAAAGAAAUAGGUGAAACUUGUAGAAAAAUACAAAAACAAGAUGGACUGGAUGCUAAAGUUUUUGUGAGAAAAGUAUUUAGGCUUAGUGUCAAAGACCACCUAGAUAGUAAGCACUAUCAUAAAGUGUUUUUUCAACGAAAAGGUGAAUAUACAUUCAAAAUAGAAUCAAUAGAAUUAACUGAAAAGCAUGAACUUCAACUUAAGCGUCUUUUAUAUGGGUUAUUCUGA